GAUUUUUUUAUAUUAUUAGGAUGCCGAUAUUAAAACACCAAAUAAGUUUGUAUUCGGAGUAGUGUAGGUAGUAUAUUUGAUAUUCUAUUUAUAUUUCUAAUAGGAUCAACGUGGUGCCAGGAAAUGGUAUGGCUAAUUGGCCAUGAUUUGGACUACGAAGGUGCCAAGUCUCUGCAGCAAAUCCGUUGUCCUCUCGUCGAGCUGUCCAGCAUCAUGAAGCAGGGGCACGCGGAGUGGCACAACGAAUCAGUGAAAAGUACUUCAGUAGAGCUGGUGAAGUACCGACUGCCUCAUCCUCGGUACGUGCGCAGCCACCUCCCUUGGGAGCUUUUGCCUUCAGAUAUCGAAAAAGAAGAUGGGACUGCCAAAGCGAAGGUGAUUUAUACAUCGCGCAACCCUAAGGAUAUGGUAGUGUCUUACUAUAACUACUGCACCCUAGUUCAUGGACUGAAGGGUGACUUUGAGGAGUUUUGUGAUAUGUUCAUGAAGGAUAAACUGCCAUUCGGACCGGUCUGGCGCCAUAUACUUGGUUUCUGGAAACGACGCCACGAUCCAAACGUGUUGUUUAUCAAGUUCGAGGACAUGAAACAUGACUUGCCAUCUGUGGUCAGGAAAACAGCCAAAUUUCUUGACAAAGCGAUAACGGAUGAAGAAGUUGAUGAACUCUGCGAUCACUUGUCAUUCAACAACAUGAAGAAUAACAGAGCUGUCAACCUUCAACCUAUAUUGGAACGUACUUUUGGUAAAUCUUAUUUGGAACAAACAGAUUUAAGAUUUAUAAGGAAGGGAGAGAUCGGCGAUUGGAAGAAUUUCAUGUCCGACGAUUUGUCCAGAAAGUUCGAUCAAUGGGCUCAGAAAAAUUUAGAAGGUUCCGAUUUGAGUUUUGUAUGAUUCUUCUACGGUGAUGGUGCUAUUUUUAUCUUAUUAAAUAAAUAUAUUUUAAGACUACACUUUUUACGAUUCAUUGACAUUUAUUAAUAGGUACGUUGAUUUGUAAUAAUUGUUAACAAUAA
Messenger RNA from Diatraea saccharalis (sugarcane borer), 1013 nucleotides. The record is from the annotation of a GenBank genome assembly. Lineage: Eukaryota; Metazoa; Arthropoda; Insecta; Lepidoptera; Crambidae.